ACCAUCAUAAAAAGUGGGCGCACCGGCGCAAUCGCAGUCUUGUUGCUUUGACGUUGCUGAAGCGUCGGCAGUGCGCAUAGAAGGGGAUAUACAGAAGAACAACUAUAUUCUUGCAAAAUGUCUCGAGCGGCAGAUAGACUGAGAAUGAUGUUGAAUCAUCUAGAUCGACCAUCCUUUUGUGUUGCCUCUUCUACCUCCAGCCAACAUGCUGCUUAUUAUCAACCACAUUCAUUCAGGUAUACCUUAGACAAUGACAUACUGAGCCCUGAACAGAGAUUAUCCUAUGAGGAGAACGGCUUCAUCGUUGUCAAGGGCCUGGUGUCUGAGGAGGACAUCAACAGAUUUAGGGAGAUGUUUGAGCGGAUAUGCCGCAAGGAGGUGAAGAUCCCUGGGCUGAUUAUGAUGCGGGAUGUGUCCAACAACAGGUCUGAGUUCAUCCCAGACCAGAAGACCGUCUCCAAGCUGCAGGACUUCCAGGAAGAACCGGAGCUAUUCCGCUACUGCACCCUGCCUCAGAUCCUGAAAUAUGUGGAGUGUUUCACUGGUCCCAACAUCAUGGCCAUGCACACCAUGCUGAUCAACAAGCCCCCAGACACAGGGGAAAAGACGUCUCGCCAUCCCAUGCACCAAGACCUACACUAUUUCCCGUUCCGUCCGGCCGACCGCAUUGUAUGUUCCUGGACCGCCAUGGAGAGGAUUAACCGCCAGAACGGAUGUCUGGUGGUUCUGCCCGGUUCGCACCAAGGCAUCCUCAAAGAACAUGACUACCCAGAGUGGGAGGGCGGAGUCAAUAAAAUGUUCCACGGGAUCCGUGACUACAACCCAAAUCAUCCCAGAGUGCACUUGGAGAUGGAGAAAGGAGACACUGUGUUUUUCCACCCUCUAUUGAUCCACGGAUCUGGAAUGAACAAGACCCAAGGCUUCCGUAAGGCCAUCUCCUGCCACUACGCCAGCUCUGAAUGCUAUUACAUCGACGUGAGCGGAACCUCCCAGGAGAACAUCGCACUGGAGGUGAAGGGGAUCGCAGAGAGGAAGUACGGUUUGGACAACAGUAUCACAUUCGAGGACACCUGGGCUGUAAGGGGCCGUCUGGUACAAGGGGAUAGGAUCAACAUGUAAGAGAGCCCAUCUGAGAGGGACGGUCAUUGGUCACUCAACGCCAACAACCUGCCAAUCAAGUUUGAGUGUAAAAAGCAUGGGAGGGAUUUAUUGAUUGGGUUAAGAGAAUGUUCAAGAGUCCAGUCACAGGGCCGUUUGACGGGGUGUGUUUGACCUAACAAGCUUCCAGUUUUCAACUGUAAUAUGCAAAUGGUACACCGGUCAAACCACACCAGAACAGUCAAACCUGCAGGUUCCUGCUCAACAAUGGUAAAGAGAUAAGCGAAUGGAAGUUAAUUAUAGACACUGAUUGUAGUUAUCUUUUGCCUAACAAUGAACUAUCUGUGUGAGGGGCUGAAUUGAGAGAAGCAAUGGUAGAAUGUGAAUGUGUGAUGGGGAGUUCGUUGAUUGGAUGGAUGGGAACGGGAGGGUGUUUUUGUUACAUCAGAGUAUGUUUAAGUGGACUUUGGAAAACAGGUAUGCAGCAAAUGGUGUGAGUGUUGCUUUGUAGACAAAUCAAUACGUUAUUAAAUAAAACUAACAGAGAUGCCUUAAUAUCAUGGAAAUCUAGUUGUAUUUUACAUCACUUUUAUGAGACUGCAUUCAGCACUUAGUGCCAUUACAGAUAUAUGUGAUAUUCUUUUCAUGAUAAUCACUGACAAUAAACAGAUGUAGAAUGAAA
This is a messenger RNA of Esox lucius (northern pike), 1780 nucleotides long. It is a transcript of the gene phyh, whose product is annotated as phytanoyl-CoA 2-hydroxylase. The transcript is spliced from 9 exons. Lineage: Eukaryota; Metazoa; Chordata; Actinopteri; Esociformes; Esocidae. The record is from RefSeq and is a predicted model, not a curated record. Gene Ontology annotation, molecular function: phytanoyl-CoA dioxygenase activity. Gene Ontology annotation, biological process: fatty acid alpha-oxidation. Bases 118 to 1119 code for a protein of 333 amino acids.